AUGAAAGAUUAUCGGGUAUUGCUAUACCUACUCAUCUCCUGGAUUGUUGUGUUUCUAAUAAAUGAGAAAUAUGUACCUUACAGAACAAUACGGAAAUGUAAAUGGCCGACCCUCAACCAAGAUGGCCCACAGACACAAACCAACAUCUUGCUCAUUGCCGAUCCCCAAUUGAUUGAUAACCACACUUAUCCUGGACGCAACUCUUAUUUGCUAAGUUUAUCGCAACAUACAGUUGAUCAACAUUUGAAACGCAAUUAUCAACAACUAACCAAAUUGCAACCGAGAUCAACGAUAUUCUUGGGAGAUUUGUUAGAUAAUGGACGCGCUUCAACCAAUGAAUACUUUACGCAGGAAGUGGCCCGGUUUAGAUCGAUUUUCCCUCCAGUGGCCAAUAUGUACACUAAUCUUCCGGGGAACCAUGAUAUUGGAUUUGGCGAUUUGAUUAGAACUGAUAUACGUGAUCGGUUUGGUGAAACUUUUGGUAAUCCCAAUCUACAAACUACGAUUGAUGGGGUUGAGUUUAUAAUGGUUGACACUACUAGUUUAUCAUCGACUAAGAAUCAAAUAAAUCAGGCCUCGAAGGAGUUUAUCAAUAACUUGCCCACAAAGAGUACACCAAGAAUCUUGUUAUCGCAUGUGCCGUUAUUUCGUGACCCUAAUACAAAUUGUGGACCAUUUCGAGAAAAACCCAAGUUUGAAUCCAUGGGUCGGGGGUAUCAGUAUCAGAACUCCCUCACUAAGGAUGUAACUUCUCUGUUGCUUGGUAAAGUUGAACCAGAUUUGAUAUUUUCUGGUGAUGAUCAUGAUUAUUGCGAUAUUGUGCAUCCUCAAGGAACAAGAGAAAUUACGGUGAAGUCAAUGUCGAUGGCAAUGGGUAUAUUCUACCCGGCUGUCCAACUACUCAGUUAUAGCCAACUGCCUGAAGGCUUGAAAUACCAAACGAGAAUCUGUUAUAUGCAAACUCCAUAUGUUAAUGUUGUCGUGUACAUUGUCAUGGCCAUAGUAUCAAUGAUUGUUUUAUUUCAUCAGAACUUACGAUUGAAAGCGGGUAAUUCGAGUUGGACAAUUUUACCGUUGAGUAGACUGAAGCGAGAAGAAAAGAGCAAGAUGGGUACUGGGGGGUGGAGAAAGCAAAUGUGUUUGGAUGUGGCUAAGGAGGGUUUUGUUGUGGGUUUAGUGGUGAUUCUAAUUUACAAGUACUUGAUUGCAAAGUAA
This is a messenger RNA of Lodderomyces margitis, 1215 nucleotides long. RefSeq lists its product as uncharacterized. Gene Ontology annotation, cellular component: endoplasmic reticulum. NCBI's taxonomy places the organism in Eukaryota, Fungi, Ascomycota, Pichiomycetes, Serinales, Debaryomycetaceae. The record is from RefSeq and is a predicted model, not a curated record. Gene Ontology annotation, biological process: GPI anchor biosynthetic process. The transcript has a single exon. Gene Ontology annotation, molecular function: hydrolase activity. The coding region runs from base 1 to 1215 and encodes 404 amino acids.